GUUUGACUUUUAGUUCCGUCCGCGAGCGAUGGCACAUUUCGACGUUUCUGUGACGUAGGCAGAGAACGGCGUUUCCGUAGCAACUGGGGCCGGUCCGUUACCCGCAGCAGAGACCGCUGAGCUCCGUGAUACCGGAUCUGAUCGAGGAGUAGUAGCGGGGACCGUCGUCGGUAACCGGAUACCACCUCUGUCUGUGAAGCGGACCGACACGGGGGCGACCCAGAACCGAGGCGGGGAGCCCGCAGCAGCGCGCGGAGAUGCUGAAUAUGUGGAAAGUCAGAGAGCUCGUGGACAAAGCCACCAAUGUGGUGAUGAAUUACUCUGAGAUCGAAUCCAAGGUGAGAGAGGCGACCAAUGACGACCCCUGGGGACCCUCCGGACAGCUGAUGGGAGAAAUAGCAAAAUCCACCUUUAUGUACGAGCAGUUCCCAGAGGUGAUGAACAUGCUGUGGACCAGGAUGCUGAAAGAUAACAAGAAGAACUGGAGACGAGUCUACAAGGCUUUACUGCUGCUGGCCUACCUGAUCAGAAACGGGUCCGAAAGAGUCGUCACCAGUGCCAGAGAACACAUCUAUGACCUGCGAUCUCUAGAAAACUACCACUUCAUUGACGAGAACGGGAAGGACCAGGGCAUCAAUGUACGGCAGAAGGUGAAGGAGAUGGUGGAGUUUGUCCAGGACGAUGACAGACUGAGAGAAGAGAGGAAGAAAGCCAAGAAGAACAAAGAUAAAUACAUUGGAGUGUCCUCUGACAGUAUGGGAGGAGGAGGAGGAGGUGGAGGAGGAGGAGGAGGAGUAGGAGGAGGAGGAGUGCAAGGAGGGGGAGGAGGAGGAGGAGGAAGCGGAAGCAUUAAGAACUCUACUGAGUUGGAUCGAAGCAAGUGGGACGAAGACUGGGACAAGAGCAGAGGAGCGUUCCCCUUCAGCGAGAAGCUCGGAGAGAUCAGCGACAAGAUCGGCAGCACCAUCGACGACACGCUCAACAAGUUCAGAAAGAAGGAGCGGGAUGACUCACCGGACAGACUCAGUGACAACGAGGAGGACAGAGCAUCGAGAAACGGACGGCAGGAAACCCUCGAGUUUAAAGACGAGGAAGAGACCGUCACAACGAAGAGCAUCCAGAUCACACAAGCAACAGAAACCACCACCACCACCACGCGGAAACGCAGCGGGGCGGCAGGCAGCAAGGCCCUGGACCUGGGUGCUGCGGCUCACUACACAGGAGACAAGAGCCCGGAGGAGAAGUCUUCAGUCAGACAGUCCUCCAGUAGCGGUCUAGCUGACCUGCUAGUAAUCGACCCUUCAUCCAAUCAGAGCACUGCAACAGGUGGGACCUCGGACCUCAUAGGGGGCUUCGCCGACUUCUCCUCUCCUGCAGCGUCCGCCAGCCUCCCAACCUCCACCGCUGCUGCAUCGUCCAAUGGGAAUGGAGAAUUUGGAGACUGGAAUGCAUUCUCAACCAAUCAUCCAGCCUCGUCCAGCUCUGGACCCUCCCCGAAGGUCACCGACCUGUUCGGCAGCGUCCAGUCACCCUCAGCCCCGGCCUCCAACCCUGCCGCUGUUCCACCUUCUGCAGAGCUCUUUGACCUGAUGGGAGUCAACCACCAGCUAACCAAUCAACAUACUACACUGAGCGCCUCUCAGAGUAUGACUUUCUCUCUGGGAGGGUCCACGCCUGGAGCAUCUGUUGCUAUGCCCAACAUGCAGCUUUCUCGCUCUCAACAGAGUUUGGGAGGCAUGACGUCCCAGCAGCCUUUAGGACAACAGCAGAAGGUCGGGGUCGGAGGUCAGGGAUCGUUGGGGUCGACCUGGUCUGAUCCCUCCGUUAACAUCAGCCUGGACUUCUUAUCAGCGGGCCUCAACCCCACCAAGACGCCUCCCACACUCAACAACAUAAUUCAGCAACAAGGUGUGCCUCCUGUCAACCUUUUGGCCCAGAACUUUGGUGGACUCAACCUCAGCUCCCCGCCUCACGUGACACCCAUCAGACCACCAGCGAACCCCAUGCUGUCAGGCAACCCCAUAACGAUGGGCAUGCCUGCAUCCAUGGCCACUGGCAUGCCUGCUUCCCUGGCAGCCACGAUGCCCCCUUCAAUGAACACGGGGACCAUAGGGAUGGGUGGAAUUCCUGUAAACCAAGGCAUGAUGGGAAUGAACAUGAGCAUGAAUAUGGCCACUCCGGUGAUGAUGGGCGGCAUGGGGAUGCCGGGAGUUGGGAUGGGCCUCACGCACUCCAUCACCCCAGCUGUGGUUCCACCCAAACAAGAUGCCUUCGCUAACUUUGGCAGUUUUGGGAAAUGAAAAAGUGCAACUAUGUGUGUAAGUGUGUGUGUGAGUGUGUGUGUGUUUGUGUGACAUUUUGAGAGGACCACAGGAGGACUGCUUUACUUGAAAGACAACCUUGCAUGUAUACGUCUCUGCUUCCUCUCUUUGCCGGCAGCGAGCUGGCACCAGUGAUUCCUCUCCAUCCGCGUCUGUUGACGUAAGUAGAGGCAGUGUGGAGCGACCACUGAUGCCCCUCAGCCAGCAGCUAAUUGACGUGUGAAACGGUGUCAUGGAGAGGACACCCCGAAAGCAGGGAAGAUGUCAACCCACAGCCUGGAGUCAUUAAAGGAUUGUUCUUAACUGUUUGAUAGCAUACAGAGUUAUCCCCCCCCUCGCUACAGUGUUUCUCUUACUGCACACAAAACAAAUCGUUAAGGUUGACUCAAAUGAAAAGACGGCAUUUCUGCCUUAAUCCAUCAUCAUAGCCUGAGAUAUCAUCUUCAUAUGAUUUUAACUAAAUUGAAGCCAUGCUCUGAUCUGUUACUUUCACACCUCAGUAAGAUAACAUCUGAAGCACACUCAAUUCAUCCCCUAAUCCUCCAGCAGAAAGCAGGAUGAGUGUAACCUUUGAGAUCUUGAGCCAUAAACUCUAACGUAUAAAUCACAUCUAAACCUUUUUCUCUUUUCUAACUUCACUUUUUCAUCCAGCUUCUGUAAGUUCACUCUGACUCAGUUUGAUGCUGUUUAACUUCACUGAAGAAAGAUCUCUAACAUGCUCUCUUUAUUUUAUAACGGCUGUAAAGGUUUAGGGUUAAAAGGGACACCUGUUCCUGUAUUCUUCAUCCUCUCCGAUAGAUACCUGAGAAAAGGUCAGUCAGUAUUUUCCUCAGAGCACUACAACAGAUGUUUUCUCAUUUUAAGUCCCCCUCUCUGCAAUUAGGUCAUCUCAGAAAGCUGUUGAUGAUGUCGGAGUUGCUUUCAGGCGCACAUGUAUCAUGUCCAUUCUACUUUUACUUAGAUAUUGGAGGUACUGGAGGUUCAAAGUAAUCUUUUUUAGAGAGUAUUUUCCAAUAAGCUGUAGAGAAAAAACAAAGAUGGCCACCGUUGACAAGAAAAUAUUGUUGUAUCACUCUUUGCCGAGCAAAUCACACUCCAAAGUAACAUAGACAUUUGACAUUUAUCAAAUAAAUCCGACGAUUUUCGUGA
Messenger RNA from Notolabrus celidotus (New Zealand spotty), 3470 nucleotides. RefSeq names its product clathrin interactor 1-like. Gene Ontology annotation, molecular function: phospholipid binding; clathrin binding. The record is from RefSeq and is a predicted model, not a curated record. Bases 258 to 2300 code for a protein of 680 amino acids. The transcript has 12 exons. NCBI's taxonomy places the organism in Eukaryota, Metazoa, Chordata, Actinopteri, Labriformes, Labridae. Gene Ontology annotation, cellular component: clathrin vesicle coat; plasma membrane; endosome. Gene Ontology annotation, biological process: endocytosis.